GCCCUCGUAAUUAUUCUCGACAAAAAACGCAAAGCGCAGUAAAACCGCAGCGCAGGCGUUGCCGAGGCAAAAACGUCUGAUAACCGCUGCGCAGGUGCUCUCUGCUGCAUCGCAACCAUGGAGCAAACCGACCUCAUGGCAGAGCUCUCGAAGGCCUGGCAGUCGGUACCUUAUUUGAGCCUGGCUUUGAUCGUCAGCGCCUGGACCAUAGGAGUGUUUGGGCUGUCAAUUUUAUUGGACGAUUGCGGCGCGGAGGGCGAAAGCGCGGCGGACGCCAUCACGAAGCUUGCGCGACGCCGCGAGUUCAUGAAGAGCCACGUCGUCUGAUGCGCCUCGAGCUCGUCGAGACGCAGCGCUACGCGGUCCUCUCUCAGCGCGCGACGCGGCAGCGCUGGUUCGGGAGGUCCGUGGCCGCUUUCACGGUAAACUCACCCCGAGUAGAUUAUGGCGACGCCGCGCUGCGAGCGCUCAUGGAGCCGCACCUCCGGAAAAUGCGCGCCGCCCGGCCGACCACUGACAGCAGCAUGACGGCGCGUAUCCUGCGAUACGACGCCGACCGCUACAAGCUCGCCGAGUCGCUCCGUGACACGCUCGGCGUAGGAAGCCUCGAGGCCUGCGCCUGCGCCGACGCUCAUGCAAAACGGGCAUUGCUGGCGCCGCUCCUCGAUCCCGCUACGCGCCGGCCGUUUCAGCGGGCCUACGACGCCUGGAUCCGCGGCGUCGUGCUGCCUGAAAUUGCGGCGGACGCGACUCGCGUGCGGUACCAGCAAUUUCCCUGCGUGCGGGCGCAAUGUCCCGGCGACAUGACGCUCGGGCCGCACUGCGACGCGGCGUAUGGGCAUUCUCCCUCUACACUGAUCGUCUCGUGUCUCCUCACGCCGGCAUACGGCACGAACGCGCUGAUCUACGAGUCGAGCCCGGGCCGCGAAAAUUGGACGGCCUUCGAAGGCUCUGAAGGUGCGGCACUCGCCUUCCCCGGAGGUCUCGCAGCGCAUUUCACCUCGGAGAACACGACGGGCCGGGCGCGGUGGUCCAUCGACGCGCGCGUGCUGGUGGACGACGCGACGUCGGCCUACGACGCGGGGUCCUACUUCGCGGUCGCGGAGCGCGUCGGCGGCGCCUGGCGGCGCGUCGGGGACGAGAUUGCCGCCGUCGACCCCCGUGUCGGUAUUCCAUUUGAUCGAACGUAACUGUUGUGUCAACAUA
Molecule: messenger RNA, 1206 nt
Organism: Pelagomonas calceolata
Lineage: Eukaryota; Pelagophyceae; Pelagomonadales; Pelagomonadaceae
Source: the annotation of a GenBank genome assembly